AUGGAAGAUCCAAAUCGAAUGAUGGGAGGUCACGGCGGCCUAAUGCCGCCGAAUUAUGGUAUGCCGACGAACGAUGGUCAAACAGGAGUGGACAAUGAUCCCCGCAAGCAAGAUAUUGGCGAAAUUUUACAACAGAUCAUGAACAUCACUGACCAGUCGCUGGAUGAAGCACAGGCUCGUAAACACACAUUGAACUGCCAUAGAAUGAAACCGGUAUUGUUUGCGGUGCUCUGUGAAAUAAAAGAGAAAACAGUUCUGUCGCUGCGAAACACUCAGGAAGAAGAGCCUCCAGAUCCGCAAUUGAUGCGCUUGGACAACAUGCUUAUUGCAGAAGGUGUGGCAGGACCAGAAAAGGGUGGUGGUGCAGGUGCGGAUAGUGCCGCGGCAGCCAUGGCUGCUGCCAACGAUUUCUUGUCGCAAUCGGAUUUAACCGGUGGACAAGAUAAUGCGAUCGAGCAUUCAGACUACCGGGCGAAGCUCGCGCAAAUUCGUCAGAUUUACCACCAGGAGCUGGAGAAAUAUGAACAAGCCUGCAGCGAAUUCACAACGCACGUCAUGAACCUGUUGCGGGAGCAGAGUCGCACAAGGCCCAUUACACCGAAAGAAAUUGAGAGAAUGGUACAAAUCAUUCAUCGGAAAUUUAGCUCCAUCCAAAUGCAGCUUAAACAAUCGACCUGUGAAGCCGUGAUGAUCCUACGCUCUCGCUUCUUGGACGCUCGGAGAAAGAGACGUAAUUUCAGUAAGCAGGCUUCUGAAAUUCUCAACGAAUACUUUUAUAGUCAUCUAAGUAAUCCCUAUCCCUCGGAAGAAGCUAAGGAAGAACUAGCAAGGAAGUGUGGUAUUACGGUCUCACAAGUUUCUAACUGGUUUGGAAAUAAGCGUAUUCGAUACAAAAAGAACAUUGGAAAAGCUCAGGAGGAAGCAAAUCUAUACGCGGCCAAAAAGGCAGCUGGUGCAUCCCCUUAUUCCAUGGGCGGACCACCUAGCGGUGCUGCCACGCCAAUGAUGUCACCUGCACCUGCACAAGAUUCAAUGGGAUACUCGCUUGGGUCUAGCGGGUAUGAUCAGCAGCAACCAUAUGACGGCAGUAUGGGAUAUGAUCAAUUACACCAGGAUCUCAGUCCUUGAGUUGACGCGAUGGUCACGCUAGGGCGACAAAUUUGAAACGCCAACGAAAAUCGGUAAUAAUGGCAGCAUUCUGAUUUUCUAUCAUGAUACAGAUUAUUUUGCUGCAUUUUUCACUAUACAUAUUUUGCAAUACUUACCAAUACUUACCGCCACCGAAUCACAGUAGCGUAUUAGCAAACAACAUUUUUUUGAACAAGGACCUGUAAAUGUGGCAAACAUAACGUGCAAAAAACGGGUGCAGUUUUAAUUUGAUAACCUCAUGUCAACACAAAAUUUGAAUUCUCUGAACUGAAGAAAUCUUCUAAAAACAAAGCAAGUAUACGGAUUGAAUUGCACUAUGAAGAAUUUAAUAAAAAUGCGUACAAUUGAGUAACGCGUUUUGUAAUGCGUUGGGCAAAGGGCGAGUUUAUUAAACAAGAAGAAGUAAGUGAAAACAUAGAUUCUUCACAAAACGCAUGAAGAUAACGAAUCGAAAAUAUAAAAAGAAUCAUACCAAUUCAGCAGAACUCUACACAUGCAUUAUUAGAUAAUACUGCAUAGCUAAAGAACGAUAAUGGAAACGGUAAUAGGUCCCGGUAAGCUUAUAUAAAAACAAGAUGAGAAAAAUGAAUAAUUGAAUCCAACAGCAUCAACAACUGAACUACUCGGCACAGGAGCUCCACAAGGAAUUGUUUGGGCAUUAACAGAAAACCACAAUUAGUAUGCUGCACCCCAUUCCUCCUCAUUUGCCUUUUUUAUAUUGAAAUACGCAAAAAUAUGUUUCCGAUGAAAAUAACAUCUUGCAAGUAACAUUUAUGUAAACUGGACCUCCUAAAUGCAUUUUUCAUUUAAAACCGACGGUAAGUGAACAAUUUAUAGCUCAGCAAUACGUUCACUGAUGCUAUGAUAAGCGUGUAUGAUUUUAUUACGUCAAUAGUAACAAACUAAGAUUACCAUUACCCAAGCUUUGAUCCCAGGAAGAUACAAAUGUCUACCAACAAAGUGAGCAACGUUCGUCUUAAAAACCGUUUUAAGCGAUUUAGUUUAGUUUG
This is a messenger RNA of Anopheles nili, 2159 nucleotides long. RefSeq names its product homeobox protein extradenticle (gene exd). The transcript is spliced from 6 exons. Gene Ontology annotation, biological process: regulation of transcription by RNA polymerase II; embryonic organ development; neuron development. Bases 1 to 1128 code for a protein of 375 amino acids. Lineage: Eukaryota; Metazoa; Arthropoda; Insecta; Diptera; Culicidae. Gene Ontology annotation, cellular component: nucleus. Gene Ontology annotation, molecular function: DNA-binding transcription factor activity, RNA polymerase II-specific; RNA polymerase II cis-regulatory region sequence-specific DNA binding. The record is from RefSeq and is a predicted model, not a curated record.